AUUGUUCAUGGAUUACUAAAAUGUCGCAUUCUGUUUUGAUACCAUCUCGCAUUUAAGGAAAUCAAUUUUCUUAAUUAUAGAUGAUUUUGGCACUAUAUUUAGCGUUCUCACAAUAAGCAGUGGUUACAUUUUGUCUUUAUUCGGAAGCCAUGAAUACCACAGCGCCAACUUCUGCUGAUGCCUGCCUUAGUAUAGUUCAUUCUCUCAUGUGUCAUCGGCAAGGAGGAGAAAGUGAAGGCUUCUCAAAACGUGCCAUAGAGUCACUUGUAAAGAAACUGAAAGAAAAAAGGGAUGAAUUGGACUCUUUGAUUACAGCAAUUACUACAAAUGGAGCUCAUCCUAGCAAAUGUGUCACUAUACAGAGAACUCUUGAUGGACGCUUACAGGUUUUUUAAUCAUAUUUACCUACCUGUGAAAAUAUGGCAAUCAAGUUAUUGGAAAAAGUCAUUUGCGGGUGAAAUAAAUUAAAAUUCUAUAUAUUAAAGUUUACCAUGCUACAACUAUAUUAUGGUUGUAGCAUGGUGGGGUCGGCUUGAUAGGGAAAGAACAAUACUUAUGGAAUAUCAGUGUGAAAUAGCAGCUUAAUGCUGUGUUUUCUUUGGUGUAUGUGGAAAACCGAUAUAAAAAAUAUUAUAUCAAAGAUAUGUGAAGUUCUCUAACCACCAAUGGGACAAGUCCAUGGACACUUCCUUGCCCUAAACCCUCUCAAAAAUGAGAGGAGGCCAGUGCUCAGGAGAGGGACAUGUAUGUGCUGGAAGUUUACCAUGAAUUUACAGUGCUUAUUUAAAAAUGUCACUAUGGAAGCAACAAUUUGAAGACAAUCUGAUGUCAAUUUAUUAUCUGAUGACAAUUCUGAUUCAUUUAGAAAUGUGUUGUUAUGCAUUUAAUUCAUCAGUCUGAAAUUCUUACUAAAUCUUAUGUUUUGUAUAUAGGUUGCUGGUCGAAAAGGAUUCCCUCAUGUGAUUUACGCACGCAUUUGGCGUUGGCCAGACCUACACAAGAAUGAGCUGAAACAUGUUAAGUUUUGUCAAUUUGCUUUCGAUCUAAAAUGCGACUCAGUUUGUGUAAAUCCUUACCACUAUGAGAGAGUCGUGUCACCUGGAAUUGGUAUGUAUCAUGUUUGUAUGACUUAAUAUUCAUGUAGUCACAAAGAAGUGUCAUAAUUUAUAAUAUUUAUAUAAAAAUAAAUAUGUAAUGUUUAAAUAUUUUUUGUUCGAUCAGUGUUUCGGAUGAUUUUAGCAGAAAUAUUUGAUUACUCUGUCAAAAUAUCAAAAGUCCUUAUAAAAAGUGAAAUAUCAAAACUUUUUAGUACCUUUACAAAAUUUAAAUGGGAGACUGUAAUGAAUGGUACAUAAACAUAAACACUCACGCCUGUCACUCAGAGGGGUAGGCACAGACUAUGGACUUCCAUUUGGCAUUAUCCUGACACACUCUCUCUCCUGACACUAUCUCACUUCGUCCACAUCCAUAUACCAUACGCAUACACGCUCGUCGGUUAAAGGUACUCUUAAUUAGGCACAUUUUCCAUAUAUCGCCAAUUUGGUCGAUAAACUUUCGCCUAGGGCAUGCCUUCCCGACUUUGCCAUUGACCUCUGCAACAUAAAUUUGCUUUGUCACUUUCCUGAUUAAUUCUUUCUACAUGACCAAACCACCGAAGUAUUCCUUUCUUAAUCCUUGUCACAACAUUUACUGCUAAAAAUAACCCCUUUGUCGUAUCUUCUCAGUUUCAAGGUACUCCCCUUGUUGCCUCAGCCAGUAUCGGAAUCCUCGGCGUUGACAUAUCGAGUGACGUGCAGUUUCGUUGUCACUUGGAAAAGAAGGCCAAAUUGGCCUCUAAAAAGCUUGGCGUGCUCAGCAGAGCGGGACAGUAUUUCAUGCCAGCUCAACGCCUGCAACUUUACAAGGUGCAGGUUCGGCCUCACAUGGAAUACUGUUCCCAUCUCUGGGCUGGGGCUCCCCAGUGCCAGCUCCUUCCACUUGACCGCAUUCAGCGCAGAGCGGCUCGAAUCGUCGACGACCGAGUCCUUUCCGAACGGCUGGACUCAUUGGCGCUGCGAAGAGAUGUUGCAUCUCUUUGCAUUUUCUUUCGAAUUUACCACGGGGAGUGCUCUGAGGAAUUGUUCGGAUUAAUCCCAGCCGCCAAAUUUCACGAACGCACAUCGCGGCAGAACUCCGGAUACCAUCCACACCAUCUGGAUGAUUGGCGGUCCACCACUGUGUGAUUUAGAAGAUGUUUUCUUCCUCACACAACUUCGUUGUAGAAUAGUUGACCACCAGCGAUUUUUCCGGACCGAUACGACUUAGGGACCUUCAAGAAAAGAGCCUACUCCUUUUUAAAAGGCCGGCAACGCAUCUGCAAUUCCCCUGGUGUUGCGGUUGUUCAUGGGCGGCGGUAGUCACUUACCAUCAGGUGAGCCGCAUGCUCGUUUGCCCCUACACCUAUAAAAAAAAAAACUACAUCUAGCAAACCACACUCUUCUCUUAUCAAACAAUUUCUCACCCUGUCAUUCAGAUUCUGGUACAAUGCAAUGCAUGUGCAUUUUGAUGCUGUAAUGCAACAUUGCCAUACUUAUACUGGCUAUGGUAUCUCUCUUGUUAUAGUAUUUCUUACCCAGUUACGAGGGCGGCACUGAAAAUUUCGGGAAUCAAGGAAGUGAGACAACAUUACUAUUUAAAAAUGUAUUUAUUGCUUUUCGAAGUAUUCUCCGCGGAAUUUGACACAUUUUUCCAUACGAUGGAACCAAUCAUUGAAGCAACCAUUCCCUUCUGAUGUUGGGGUCUCCAAAAUGGUCGUUUUGUAGGCGUCCACAGCUUCUUCAGGUGAUGAAAAUCUCUGUCCACGCAAUUUAUUCUUUAUUUUAGGGAAAGUAUAGAAAUCAUUAGGGCUUAGGUCGGGGCUGUACGGCGGAUGGUCUAAUAAUUCUGUUUUCUUGCUCUAAAAACUCUUUUGUUCUGUGUGUGGUGUGAGAACUCGCAUUGUCGUGAUGGAGGAUGAUGCGGCGGUUACAGUUCUCUUUACGGAGUUCAGAAACGACCUGUGGCAAACAAAUGCUAGCAUACCAUUCUGCAUUAACCGUUCUUCCUCAAGAGGAAUAGUCGUAACAUGGCAGGUUUUGGAGACAAACGUGGCCACCAUUUUUUUGCAACACCUCGUGAACGAACAAUUUUUGUUUUCUUUAACUCAUUUUCGAACACCCAAACUCGUGACUGGUUUUUUGUUUCGGGUUCGUACGCGUAUAUCCAGGAUUCGUCACCUGAUACGAUGUUGUAUACCGCAUUUGAGGAUCCUGCGUGGAAUCUUUCGAGAGUUCUGACGCACCAAGUAACGCGAGCCGCUUUUUGCUCUUCAGAGCGAAUGCGGUAUCCAUCGGGAAAACAACUUUUUUACACCUAAUUGUUCAUGCAAGAUUAUUUGUAUUUGACUCAUGCCAAUGUCUAAAGUUGCCUGAAUUUCGCGGUAUGUCACAUAUCGAUCUUCCUUAAUCAGCUUACGCACAGCAUCAACGUUUUCUUGGGUGACUGCAGUUUUUGGACGACCUUGACGGGGAUCAUCACUGAGCUUGACACGUCCACGUUGAAAUUCAGCAAACCAGCAAUAAAUUGUGGUUUUGGAUGGGGCUUCAUCACCAAAUGCAGAAAUCAUCCGGUCAACACACUGUUUUUGUGUUAAACCAUUUCGAAAGUCAUAAUAAAUCAUCAGUUGUGAGAAGACCAAGAAUCUUUUUUUAAAUAAAUAAAUAGUAUUCGAUUUUUAAAACCAAGGAGUUUUCAAUUAAAAAGAUUUUAAUAUGACACCAACAGUGGAAACAUUCCAUUCCCGAUACUUUUAGUGCAGCCCUCGUAUUUAAGUAAUCUGAGAUUUUUCAGACAUUUUUCUUUGAGGACAAACAACUUGGAAGUUUGGAGGAAUGACUUUGACUAAACAAGUUUGACAAAACCUUGUGAGAAGACCGAGAAUCUUUUUUUAAAUAAAUAAAUGGUAUUCGAUUUUUAAAACCAAGGAGUUUUCAAUUAAAAAGAUUUUAAUAUGACACCAACAGUGGAAACAUUCCAUUCCCGAUACUUUUAGUGCAGCCCUCGUAUUUAAGUAAUCUGAGAUUUUUCAGACAUUUUUCUUUGAGGACAAACAACUUGGAAGUUUGGAGGAAUUCUUACAUAAAAGGGGAUAAUAAGUCGAAAGGCGGAUUUAAGCUGAAGGUGCAUUAUUUGUCAGCACCGUACGCGCCGUACGCUCCGCAUUUAUUGAUGGCCUCGCACAUUGGCGCCUUCUUUUGUAUUGCCAACAACUUAUGCCGUUUUUUCCAACUACUGGUGUGAAAUGGUACAGUGACAUUGAUUGCUCGCAAUCGCUUGAAUAGCUAUGGAAAAAUUGUCGUUGUAACGGCCUACUUAUUGCAGAGG
Molecule: messenger RNA, 4401 nt
Organism: Parnassius mnemosyne (clouded apollo)
Lineage: Eukaryota; Metazoa; Arthropoda; Insecta; Lepidoptera; Papilionidae
Source: the annotation of a GenBank genome assembly